Molecule: messenger RNA, 8471 nt
Organism: Scatophagus argus
Lineage: Eukaryota; Metazoa; Chordata; Actinopteri; Scatophagidae
Gene: zdhhc5a
Product: zinc finger DHHC-type palmitoyltransferase 5a
Exons: 14
Coding region: 2363-4876 (837 amino acids)
Biological process (GO): protein palmitoylation
Molecular function (GO): palmitoyltransferase activity
Source: RefSeq, a predicted model, not a curated record
UCGCUGGAGAAGCAACAGAAUAGGCUAGCAACUUGAUUGACAACGUAGUCGUCCAAUCAGUGUUAUUUUUAUUGCGACAAUUCUGCUGUUGGACCCUGGCAUCAGAGUUUUGUAUAUGGUACUGGCAAAUAUGUCGGCCUCUGGAGAUCUUUUGGUCACCAAUCCCAUGGAUAUAUGAAAAGCGCACAUCAUUGGUUUUUUAUGAACCAUUUUUUCUUCUUUUUAACCUCCGUAUCGACAGAGCGGCCUGCAGACAGAUGCUAGAGGAAAUAACGAGACCAAGACUGGCACUUCCCAUUCACAAUUUCUGGACUCAGAACCGUUGUGAAACCCCUCGCAGGUGCAGCAACCAACUUCACCAAAAACCAAGCAAGCAGGACUGUUUUGUGACCCAGGAGAACCUAAUGAAGCUGAUAUUCAAUACUGCCACCUGUGUGUUUCUUCUAUGUACACAUAUGUCAAGUGAUCCUUAUCAUAAAGGAGAAGUCCACUAAUCAGCACUCAGAAAACCUCAAGAUACAAAUUGCCUAAGGAGUUUCCAUCUUCAGCACAUAAAGCCAGAGUAUUUCACAUUUUUGGACGCUGCUCUGCAGAGGUUGUGUCUUCCAGGGAUUGUUUUGGGAGGGUGUUAUUGAAGCCUCGGUGCUCUCUGCUGGGGAAGGAAGCAGAGGGAAGGCCCUGGAAGUCCCUGGAAGUCCCUGGAAAAGAGAGCAAUACAGAAUACGGCCUGUAGCUGGAAGGCCAACAGUUACAUAACUAACAGGCAUGAUUGUCCACUAACACCGUGGAACAUGGAGACCAGUGGAGGAACUGAGGUGUUCUGCCAUUGCUGAUUGAUAAAUGAGAUAAUACCAUUAUCUAUACAUUCAUAACCCAUAGCACUCCAGGAUCAACACUGUAACUUUAGCUCUUUCUCAAAAAUUUCAUUUACAUGGAUACUAAUGGAUGAUCUGCUGUGUUUUCCGUCGGAUAUUUUGGAGAGAACAACGUCAUCGCUUUCUUCUUUUUGUCUUCCAAUCGUAUCCCUGGUGCAGCUGGCAGGUGAGGUGGUUUGAACCAGCCACCAACGGGGUUUAGGGAUGCCCCGACACAGGAAAACCAGGCUACUCCACUGGCCCGCUUACAGACUGCUGUUUCUAAUAUGAGUCCUGGACUGAAAGAAAAUCGUUUCCUUCUCUAACAGAGAGCAAAGGGUUGUCAUUUUUUUAUUUACAAGACUUUUGGUCGCGUAGCCACAGCUGCCCAGACUGCUGAUCUCCAGGUGCUAAAAACUUAGUGAAUUGGAACUUCCAUACUUUGUGCUGGCACAGAAUUGUGUAUAAACCGUUUCCCCUUGUAGGUCUAGACCUUCAUUUUUUUUCUGAGAUGAAGAAAGUCACGGAGGAAGGAAACUAGAAAGCCAAGUCAAUUAUCAGGCCUUUCAAUUUUUUCUUUUAGCCUCAUUUCGUAUUUUGCUGUAAUUGUUGUUCCAUCAUGUAGUCAAGCUCCUACCAGAACAGAUCUACCUCUGCCAACUUUUGUACCUCGCAGAACUUUCAUUUGUAGACCAACUGCAAUGAUUUGGACCGGUUCACAGCAGGGUCAAGGUUCAUUAAUUUAUCUGAGGUCUGUCAGGAUUUGAUUUGACUAUCACACCACCAAAUCAUUUGCUAAUUAAAUUAUUGUGUUUUAACAGGAGGGCACAAAUACCUAACUGCAGUUUUUUUUUUUACCAUUAUUAUUAUUUUUACACCUGAAUAACAUCCUUUUUCCCUGUUGUCAUUAUUUUUGAUCAAGCCUUGAUUGAAAUUGUUGUGCAACAAAAAGAUUCUCCUGUUUUUAGAUUAAUUGUACUCAUAUGGAAACAGACCUGUAGGAAUUACUGUGUGUGUUGGCUUGAUUUGUAAUUUGAUAUUUUGGGUAGUCAAACAUGUUUUGUGUAUUCAUCAUCAAUGUUGUAAGAGAUUGUGCAGACACACCUUCCUCUUCAUAAUCUGUGGCUUAUUCGUUCAUCCUCCCUUCCCACCUUGUUUUCUGGCUGACAGGAAAGUCUUUUGCAGCAGAGCGACUUGUAAGCUUCUUUUAAUCUCUCUCACACACACAGUCGAUCAGGAUUGACCUAAGAGCCUAAGAAAACAACCAGUCGCUCGUCCUCUCAUCUCAGUGUGGUGAUGCGGAUGAGUGUUUUUUAUGUUUGCCACGUGAAACAGGAAGGCCUCCUCAGCUAUUCCUCUCCUUUUUUAUUUUAUUUUAUUUUUUUGCCAAUCCAUCAGUUCUACCCCCAUACUACAAAUCUGCUUAAUACACCUAAAGAAACUGAAUGACAGAAUCCUUGUCAUAGUAGUUGCUGAACAAACACACACACCACCACACGCAGGAAGUGAUGCCAGGUGGCAGCAGUAAGAGUGGAGGACGAGGUCCAUCCUCAUCACCCCUCCCCCACGCCGUGGUCCCGCCCAGCAGACCUCUGCGACCCUCCCGUUAUGUUCCAGUGUCAGCAGCCACUUUCUUCCUCGUUGGCUCCACCACACUCUUUUUCUGCUUCACCUGCCCGUGGCUUUCGGAGCGUUUCUCAGUGGCUGUGCCCAUCUACAAUGGAGUCAUCUUCCUGUUUGUUUUGGCUAACUUCUGUAUGGCCACAUUCAUGGACCCCGGCAUCUUCCCGAGAGCCGAGGAGGACGAGGACAAGGAGGAUGAUUUCCGUGCUCCCCUCUAUAAGACAGUAGAGAUCAGAGGGAUCCAGGUCAGAAUGAAGUGGUGUUCAACCUGCCGCUUCUACAGGCCACCACGUUGCUCCCACUGCUCCGUCUGUGACAACUGUGUCGAGGACUUCGAUCACCACUGUCCGUGGGUGAACAACUGCAUUGGCAGGAGGAACUACCGUUACUUCUUCCUCUUCCUGCUUUCUCUGACGGCUCACAUCAUGGCCGUGUUUGGCUUUGGCCUGCUCUUUAUCCUCUACCAUCGGCAGAACAUUGACCGCCUGCAUGCCAUUGUGACGCUGGCUGUGAUGUGUGUAGCAGGCUUGUUCUUUAUUCCUGUUGCUGGCCUCACUGGUUUCCACAUAGUGCUUGUGGCCAGAGGCAGGACCACCAAUGAGCAGGUAACGGGGAAGUUCAGAGGAGGUGUUAACCCGUUCACCAAUGGCUGUUGGAAGAAUGUCUCUCAUGUCCUCUGCAGCUCACAGGCACCCAGGUAUCUGGGCAGAAAGAAGUGUGUGCAGAGCGUGUGUGUCCAACCUCCUUUUCUGCGGCCACAGUUAACAGAGGCCCAGUUGGCUGCAAAGAUCCUGGACAACGGCAUACAAGGAGACCUGCACCGGUCAAAGUCCAGUCUGGAGAUGAUGGAGAGCCAGUCAUGUGAUGCUGAGCCUCCUCCUCCUCCUAAACCGGAGCUCCGCUAUCCUGGAAUCACCAGAGGAAACACGGAGGAGUGCAGUCUGCUGAACAAAGCCCCUCCCACCCCCACCAUGUACAAAUACAGGCCCACCUACAGCCCCAGCAAGAACCACACAGCACUCACACACGCUUAUGCCAAUCAGUUAAGUCGGGGGGAGAGUGUUGGCAGUGCCAGGGACUCCUCCUCUUCCACCUCCUCACUCCUCCAGGCCAGCCAGCAGCCUGGGUUUCGCUCCCAGCCCAGCUUGGACCGGAGGGACACUUCAUCUGACAGAGUGGGAGGAGGAGGAGGUGGGGAGAGGAGGGAGGGAGGAAGAGAGAUGGGAGGAGGGGGCAUCCCUGGGUAUUCCCUUGGUGGACGCUCAUACCCCUCCUUCUCUGACCCCACUGUUCUAUCUGGAGUGGCAUCGCGAUCAUCCAGCUCUACGCACACCUCAACAGGUGCAGCCCACGUCUCAGAGACAACCACCACCUCCGCCAGUUUCAAGAGCUUAGCCAAUCAGACACCCCCAGCUCAUCACCCGUCCCGCAAUGGUAGCCUGUCAUAUGACAGCUUGCUGGCAGGUGGUGAUGAUUUCGACAAAGGGGUGACGACAGGUUCAGCAGCCCCUGAGGUUUCCUCUGGAAGACCCUGCACGCCAGCAGCAGGCGGCUACAACUCCCCCUUCCUGUCUUCACAACAAAGGGUUGCUGAGAUACACUCCCAGUCCUCCCAGUCGCCCCAUCACCACCACCGUUCCUCCCACCAUCACCCCUUUCUCCAUCGCUCUUCUUCCUCUACGUCCUCCUCUCCGCCACCACCUCCAGAGAGGGAGCAUCUGCUGGGAGAGCCUCACCCCAAUGCUCAGCCCCCGCCUACCAAUCAGGCCUCAGCUCCCCCUUCCUCCUCUGCCCCAGCUCCCCCACACCAUCAUCACCACCACCAUCACCACCACCACCACCACUCCCAUCAUCACCACCACUCCUCCUCUUCCGCCACCUCCCGCCCUCCUCGCUUUGCUGUCCCUCAUGCACCGCCUCACCAUGCUUAUCCUUACCGCACCCGCUCCACUGAUACCACUCUGGGCUCCACUUCCACAACCCACCCUCCUCGAUCUCCACACCCCCCACCUCUGGGCAAGUCUCUCUCCUACUCCAGCGCUGCUGCUGCUGAACUGCAGUACCAGCUUGUCCGAAAGGCCUCGGCGUCAGCUGGAGCAAAUGCAGCGGGGGUAGGAGGAGGAGGAGGUGGAGGGAUGGGAGGAGGAGGAAUACAAACACCGAAGGAUGAACUGAUCCAGAUGAAGCCUCUGAGUCGGACCAAUGGCAGCCAGCCCUUCUCCUCCACCACCUCCUGCUCUGCCCCUUCCUCUCCCUCUCACCCAGUCAGCGUGUCUGCCCGACCCGGAGUGGCCUAUCCCAGCUCAGCUUUGAUGCAGAGUCCCGCCCACAAGCCCCAGGGUGGCGGUGUAAAGAAAGUGACAGGUGUCGGGGGCACCACCUAUGAGAUUUCUGUUUGAGUGGCAGACAUCCUCUUGCUCGAAGACCAGUGGGAUGAAGAGGAGAUACAGCUGUCUCUCUCUGCGAUUGUGGCAGAGUUUUGGCUUUUUCAUCACACAAGAAACCACUGACCUACUGUAGACAUCUGAGGAGGAGUUGAACUAAUUUCUCUAGAGCUCAUUCCUUAUUACUGUACUGGACUGUCCUGCCUCAAGACAUCCACCUCAAAACUCUGCUGGUGAAAUGACAGUUGGGCCUAGAUAGAUGUAAUAUAAGCCAAGACUUGGUGGCACUGGGCUGCUGGACUGAUUCAGCUCCUUUUUGUGGCUUUUGUCCUCAUGGUAGCUCAGUAGAGGCACUUGCAUGGUAAGGUGCGAGUGUUGCAGAAUAUACAAGUUUAGCAGCGUAAGGUGUUAACACUACCAGGGUGAGGAGCUUGAUUCCCAGUGGGGCCACCAGUGAGCUCUGGUUUAGGGUUUGACAACUGGUUCGUAUCAGCAGUUUUGGACUAAAGCUCCAUUUGUGUAAGGAACUGGUGCAGAUGUUUAAUAUUUUAACAUUUCAUCAUUUUCAUUACAACAUCACUGAACCAUGAUCACGAUGAUGACUUCACAUCAUGCACAAUGUGAAGUACCAGGUCAAAAUCAAAGUAAAAUUUGUUCAGAGUUAAGUUAAGGGCUUCCCAUAGAUGACCAGAUUAGUUUGAACUAAUCAUGUGAUCAGUCAGAGGUGAGUCACAUCAGAUUAAGUAAUGGCAAGUUAACAAACGAGUUCUGACCCCAGUUGUCAGUUAAACCCUCAUUUUAUUAUCAUUAUCCACCAAAUGGGGUAUGGUGUUUGGGUUACAUAGAGUCAGAUUUCCUGUAACCUGUUGUCACUUUCCUCAUGGCUCUCAUCCCAGUCACAGCCUUUCAGUCCCUCAUGGAAAUGCACAACUCAAUAUGGCAGGAGGUCAGUAAUCAAGCAAUUAGUAGGACCUGUUAUGGACUUGUGACAAUCUACCAGUGGCUGGAAGGAACGUGACUCAUGAACAUUUCGAUCAACAUGAAUUUACUUGCCUUUUGAUGAAGGGAUGAAACAUUUGAGAAAAACAAAACAAAAUGCUGACUCUUUUGUUGAUUUAUUCCUUGAUGUGACUAUGAUUCCAUGUUUGUACAGGAUGAUGUGAUUUUAACUGUGGAUUUCUUUUUUAAAAACAGUGGUGUUCAACUGGACUGCAGCAUGCACUACUCUUACUACUAGCCACUAUGUGUGGCCGUAGACUAUGUUGUCUGUUUGAACAAACAGGAAGAGAAGAAACUAAAGUGAAUAAGGAAAUCGUGUUUUGGCUUUUUGUUGUUAAUGGGGCCCUUAAGACAAGUGUAGAUUUUUCUAGAAAACUAAUUCCUUGAGCAAUUGCCUUGAGUGUUUUUUAUGUCACCUAUUUUAAUUUGAAAUUAUUUUAUAUGAAUUUCUAUGAAAAUAUAGCUAUUGAUAAAUGAAAAGUUUUUAAUAUUGACUCAACCCUGGGGUUGUGUUGUCAGUUUCAGAAUCAUGAUAAAAAGAGCCCUUCUUAUUGGUUUCCACUGUAGCUCCACAGUUCCAUAGAUCAACCGUUUCCUCUGAAGGAAACUGACUUGCAGUGUCCUAAAUAUCCCAUCUUCCAUCACAUCAGAAAAAACAGGACUGGAAACUCUCAGACCAGAUGAGGUGGUCCACAUCAAGGCCGAUAACUAUAACAAGAAUUGUAUAGUUUUCAUCCUGACUCAACUGGAUGUCUGUACCACAAUGACAUUUGAAGAAUCAUAUGGUUGGGAUCUCUUUCAGAGCAAUUUGAUGAAUGAUACAAACACUGACAAUCAAAAUCCUUCCGUGUCGUGCUUAUAACAUUGAUUUCUAACUAUAGCCGACCUCAUUUAUGUACGCUAACUGACGUGAUAAGAAAACACUUUUUCGAUUGUUUACUUUUAUCAGUCAAUCUUGGCUAUUGUGGUAUACAACUGAUUAAAAACUUAAAAAAGCUAAUAUGAUAUUAGGCUUCAAAUUACACACAAAAAAACAUUUUACCCGAGACAUACUGCCAAACAGCCUUUGCUUCGCGUGGUGUCUCUAAAGUUUGUAUUGUCCUUACUGAUGUCCUCUUUCACAAUUGCCAGGAUUUCAAAUUGAUGCUGAGUCAUACGAAAGUAUGAAUAAAAUGUCUUCUAAAGACAAGUGUAACCAAGUUGGAUUCACCAGCUCUGCUCAUCUUUGAAGAAUUUUGUGGUUUUUCUUCUUGUUUCCCUGUUUGACAUACUGCAGUAACAGGUCCUAAAUAUCCACUGAAAUGCCAUUAACCUGCUGAUGCAGCUGGACGUGUGCGGUGUGUGUUUGGUACUGCUGCUGCUUCAGAAUAUUAUCAUUCAUCACUGUGGUUGCUCACCUCAUUAUCAUUAUAGUUAUCGUUCUUGGUGUGGUUGGCCCUUUACAGUCAGUUUGCAUCUUCAGUAAUGCAAACAAAAAGCACUUGGGGCACUAUUACAAAAAGAUGGAUUCUGUUAGAGAGAGAGAGAGAGAGAGAAUGUAAUGUUAUGGGAAUAAAGUACAAGUCAUCAAAAAAUAAAGAAAAAGUCAGAGUUUCAUCAUUGUAGUAUUUGAUUAGUCAAGUCAUAAAAUGUAAUGAGAGCAAAGUUUAUUCUCAAACUAUUUUAGUAGCCCCGAACACCAUGUUCAAGGUGUACUCGCACAGGUGAGAUCCUUCUGGUCGCCAGAUUAAUGUCAGUUGAAUGAAGGUGAGACAUGAGAUGAGAGGCAAUUAAAAGAAGCUCAGACAAACACUUUUCUGUUUUUUUUUUAAAUCAAACCUAAGCGUGCCAUGAGAAAUUAGUUGAAACAUAGAUUUAUGUGUAAGUAAAAUCUGUUAAAUUGUUUAAAGUCUUCCUUUUCCCAACUUAAGAGUCAGUGUGCUAACCUGACAUUCAGAAAUCCUAAAAAUUGAAUACACUUUGAGCUUUUUUUGGAUUGUCACUAAUGUAUCUCACAGCUUGGUGCGAUCACAUUUAGUUUUGUUUCUGUCUGAACCAGUGGGGAAAAAACAGAAAUAUUUGUCCCGGAGCUAUCUAACUGGUGCAACAGAUUGCAGGUCAGCUUGUUUGUUUGUGACCGAGGACUCGGUAACUAUGGCAGACAUGAUGGACAUCAUUUUUCUUUGGAGUGUCAUCAUCAGGUUUCCAUCUGUGGCCAUGUGGUCUUUAUCUAGUCUGGGUGACAAAUAUGAGCACAGCACCUAUCCAUGGAAAUGAUACAGCCACUUUGGUAAAAUAAGCGAAGCACACAUGAAGUACUAUUAGAGAAUUGAACAUGUGUCUGAUGGGAACACUUUCUGGAAAGAAAAGUCUAUUUCAUAUCAGUUUUUUUUUUUCACGUGUUUGUUGGAGCAGAAUGAAGACACUGGGCUUCAUGUGUAAAUUAGCAAGCACAGUUUUGGCCUCUUUUCCAGUGUGUUUAAUGAGGACAGGUCUGGGAAACAGAAGAAGAAAUGACAAAUAUCUGUACUGUACAGCUUAAUGUAUGCGUGUGUGAGUGUGUUUGUGGAUGUGUGUAUGUGGUGCAGGGCUGAACAAUUGAUAAUAAACUUAAACAAAGAGGCAGACCGCA